UAAUUAACUAUAGUAUUAUUGAAUGGACUAAAUAUAAYCGUAUGUUUAGGAUAUGUCAACAAAUACCCGGACCUCGACCUAGAUAUCCAUUUAUUGGCAAUUUGGACAUUAUUUGGACGCAUAAACCAAACGAUUUAUGCGUUUUCGACGAAAUAGUCCAAUCAAUGACAGUAUUGUAUAAAAAUGAUGGUAUAUUCAGAUUACAGUGCGGUUAYAAACAAUGGAUAUUUUUGUUUGACCAUCGAUUAGCUCAGGAUCUAUUGAAAGACAAUGUAAACAUAGAGAAGCCGUUUGAAUAUCAAUUGCUAAACGACUGGUUGGGUAAAGGUUUGCUAAUCAACAACAGUGCCGAUCUGUGGCGUAGCCGACGGAGACUAUUGACACCGGCAUUUCAUCAGAAAUUGUUGGCCGAUUUUGAACCGAUAAUCAACAGACAAUGCAAUAUAAUGGUUGAACGUCUACGCGUAUCGGUGUUGAAAAUGAUGGCCAACAACAACAACAACAGUGAAAAUCGGGACAACUAUGUAGACAUUACUGACUAUACGUUUCCGUUAGCGUUGGACAUAAUUUCGGAGACAGUGAUGGGUGUGUCGCUGAACGCCCAGAGCCGACAAAACGGUGACUACAUUGAGGCCGUCCAACGUGUCGGCCGUUUCUUUGUUGAACGUUUGCAGCGGCCGUGGCUCUGGCCAAACCUGAUCUACUAUCGAACCCGAAUGGGCGGUCAGUUUCGCCGGGAUAUUCAACUGAUGCAUCGCUUAACCCGACGGGUAAUUGCCGAACGCCUGGACUUGAUUAAGGCCGGCAGCGGUGGCGACGGUGGCGGUGACGACAACUACUGUACUGAUCGGCAGACAGACAGCAGUAUCGGUGCUAACGAUGAUAGCAGCCAUAGACAACCUAAACGUUURGCAUUUCUCGACCUACUAUUGGAUAUACAUCUCAGAGGAGGCGGCGACAUCCGGGAAGAAGUGGACACUUUUAUGUUUGCCGGACACGACACCAGUGCCCUAUGUAUGUCGUGGACACUGUAUCUGUUGGGUCUGUAUCCCGAUGUUCAGCGCCGUUUGCAUCAGGAAUUGGAUGCCCAGUCUAUCGUUGCCGACACCGAUGUCCGCGGCGACCAACUACGCCGUAUGCCUUACUUGGAUGCCGUACUCCGUGAAUCGUUACGCCUGUAUCCACCGGUACCGAUCAUUACGCGCGACAUAAGCCAGGAUCUGGUGGUUGGCGGUCAGUAUACAGUACCGGCCGGUUCAUCACUGUUUGUCUGUAUAGGACGUAUGCAUUUGGACAGUCGUGUCUAUCCGGACGAUACACUGCAAUUCAAACCCGAGCGCUUUCUGGCCAAUACUAAUACCUCGGUUACUACUGUCGGAUCAGUAGCAGCAGUAGCACCGGUAGUGGUCGUCGACCCGUUUGCUUACAUACCGUUUUCGGCCGGUUCGCGCAACUGUAUUGGCCAACGUUUUGCCCAAUCGGAACUGAAGAUAGUGUUGGCCAAACUAAUGGCCGCCUAUCGGGUCGAGUCGGUCGACACGCGCGAUAAGUUACGACUGUUUAAUGCUGUAGUGAGUAAACCGGUUAACGGAUUGCGAUCUGCCAAAUCGGGGUUAAUAAUGAUGGCCAACAACAACAACAUCAGUGAAAAUUGGGACAACUAUGUGGACAUUACUGACUAUACGUUUCCGUUAGCGUUGGACAUAAUUUCGGAGACAGUAAUGGGUGUGUCGUUGAACGCCCAGAGCCGACAAAACGGGGACUACAUUGAGGCCGUCCAACGUGUCGGCCGUUAUUUUGUUGAACGUUUGCAGCGGCCGUGGCUCUGGCUAAACCUGAUCUACUAUCGAACCCGAAUGGGCGGUCAGUUUCGCCGGGAUAUUCAACUGAUGCAUCGCUUAACCCGACGAGUAAUUGCCGAACGCCUGGACUUGAUUAAGGCCGGCAGCGGUGGCGGCGGUGGCGAUGACGGCAAAUACUGUACUGAUCGGCAGACAGACAGCAGUAUCGGUGCUAACGAUGAUAGCAGCCAUAGAAAACCUAAACGUUUAGCAUUUCUCGACCUACUAUUGKAUAUACAUCUCAGAGGAGGCGGCGGUGAAGGAAAAGUCUGUAGUAGUAGUAGUGGUAGUCCUGGACUAACACUUGAAGACAUCCGGGAAGAAGUGGACACUUUUAUGUUUGCCGGACACGACACCAGUGCUCUAUGCAUGUCGUGGACACUGUAUCUGUUGGGUCUGUAUCCCGAUGUUCAGCGCCGUUUGCAUCAGGAAUUGGACUCAGAGUCGAUCGCUGCCGACACCGAUGUCCGCGGAGACCAACUACGCCGUAUGCCUUACUUGGAUGCCGUACUCAGGGAAUCGUUACGCCUGUAUCCGCCGGUACCGAUCAUUACGCGCGACAUACGCCAGGAUCUGGUCGUCGGUGGUCAGUAUACAGUACCGGCCGGUUCAUCACUGUUUGUUUGUAUAGGCCGUAUGCAUUUGGACAGUCGUGUCUAUCCGGACGAUCCGCUACAGUUCAAACCCGAGCGCUUUCUGGCCAAUACUAAUAGCUCGGUUACUACUGUCGGGUCAGUAGCAACACCUACAGCAGCAGCAGUAGCACCGGUAGUGGUUGUCGAUCCGUUUGCUUACAUACCGUUUUCGGCCGGUUCGCGCAACUGUAUUGGCCAACGUUUUGCCCAAUUGGAGCUGAAGAUAGUGUUGGCCAAACUAAUGGCCGCCUAUCGGGUCGAGUCGGUCGACACGCGUGAUAAGUUACGAUUGUUUAAUGCCGUAGUCAGUAAACCGGUUAACGGAUUGCGGCUGAAAAUUAUGGCCAGAAAUUAA
Molecule: messenger RNA, 2831 nt
Organism: Oppia nitens
Lineage: Eukaryota; Metazoa; Arthropoda; Arachnida; Sarcoptiformes; Oppiidae
Product: cytochrome P450 4V2-like
Exons: 7
Coding region: 42-2831 (929 amino acids)
Molecular function (GO): iron ion binding; monooxygenase activity; oxidoreductase activity, acting on paired donors, with incorporation or reduction of molecular oxygen
Source: RefSeq, a predicted model, not a curated record